AUGAAUGCUGCCGGCAAUGCUAUCAACCACCCGGAGACGAUGCAGCCGCACCCUAUCAUGCCCGGUUCGCCCUUGACGCCUUCGUCGUAUGCUUGCGACACCCAUGGCUGCAUCGGCACCCCUCCCGCUGCCCAAGGAACGGCAAUGCACGGCCGGAAGUUCGAGGGCAGCUUCCAGAAGGACGUGUAUGCCGACCAGGAGUUCUGCAACGACGUGGGCUACUUGCCAGAAGGCACUCGGCAGAAUCGAGCUGGGAACGCCAUCAACCAUCCUGAGAACAUCGGACAAGACAGCAAUGCUCCCGGAUCGCCUCUGCCCUGUGCCAUCUUCGUGAGCUCCGUCGACUACCUCCCAGGUGGCACGCCGCUGAACCGUGUUGGCAACACCAUCAACCACCCCGAGACCAUCGGACCGGACUUGCAUGUGCCGGGGUCGCCUCUGCCGCCCUCAGUGUACGCUGCCGAUGUGGGCAAUUUGGUUGAUGGAACGCCCUUGGAAACCGCUGGCACCAACUCCGUUCCUGGGACCGCAGAGGAGGAGCAGGACCUGUGGCAGUCCCUGAGAGCCAUCCUGCGGGGAAUCUGCGGCUGCUGCAGGUACUUACCCAGCCCGGCUCCCGAAGAAGAAUGA
This is a messenger RNA of Symbiodinium sp. CCMP2592, 630 nucleotides long. Lineage: Eukaryota; Dinophyceae; Suessiales; Symbiodiniaceae. The record is from the annotation of a GenBank genome assembly.